AUGCCAGAGCUAAGAAAUGUACAUGAGUUGAAAAGUCUUCAAGGAAAACUUGCAUACAUUCGAAGAUUUAUCUCUAAUCUAGCUGGACGUUGUCAUCCAUUCAACAAAUUGGUGAAGAAAGAUGUACCAUUUGAAUGGGAUGACGCUUGUCAAAAUGCUUUCCAAAGUAUUAAACAAUAUUUAUCACGUCCACCAGUACUCACAGCUCCAGUUCCAGGGAAGUCGCUGACUCUUUAUGUUGCAGCACAAGAAUGUUCUCUAGGGGCACUCCUUGCCCAAGUUAACGAAGAAGGAAAAGAGAAUGCACUCUAUUACUUGAGCCGGACACUAGUAGGCGCUGAAAUGAAGUAUUCGCCUAUUGAAAAAAUAUGCCUCACGUUAAUCUUCUCAGCUAAAAAGUUGAGGCAUUAUAUGCUAUCACAUACAAUCAAUCUUGUUUCAAAGAUUGAUCCGUUGAAGUACAUAAUGUCCAGGCCGAUUCUUUCUAGAAGGAUUGGAAAAUGGGCAUUACUGUUGUCUGAGUUCGACAUCAAAUUCAUUCCACAAAAGGUCAUUAAAGGACAAACUUUGGCAGAUUUCCUUGCUGACCACCCAAUUCCAGCAGAAUGGGAACUUCAGGAAGACCUUUCCGAUGAAGAAGUUCUAUUCACCAAAAUCAUACCAUCAUGGAGACUAUACUUCGACGGGGCAACCCGAAGUUAUGGUGCCGGAGCAGGAGUGGUCUUCAUCACUCCUCAUGAUCUCCUCAUGCCCUACUCAUUUGCCUUAACAGAGAAAUGUUCGAAUAAUGUGGCAGAAUAUCAAGCUCUUAUCAUCGGCUUAGAGACAGCUUUAGAUAUGGAUAUUCACCAGCUUGAAGUCUUUGGAGAUUCUAAAUUGAUAAUCAACCAACUUUUAGCUGAAUAUGAAGUCCGUAAUUCAGACUUGAAACCAUAUCAUGAACAUGCAGCAAUGCUUGUGAGACGAUUUGAUUCGAUAAAAAUCAAAUUCGUCCCGAGAAGUGAAAAUAAGGAAGCUGAUGCCUUAGCUAAUUUGGCUGCUGUUUUAGCUAGAUCAGAUGAAGAAUUUUUCCACUCCAUAUCAAUCGCUCAAAGAUGGGUGCUUUUGUCAUUGCUAGCCAGUAAUUUGGAAGAAAACAAUAGUGUCGAAGUAGUCGAAGAUAAGGAAAGAGAAGAUUGGAGACAGCCAAUAAUUGAUUUCCUUCAACAUCAAAAACUACCAGAUAAUCCAAGGCGAAAAACAGAAAUCAAGAGGCGUGCCUCUCGCUUUAUCUUUUAUAAGGGAACACUUUAUCGACGAUCAUUUGAUGGAGUUUUCCUUCAAUGCCUAAGUAAUGAUGAAGCAACGCAAGUCGUGGAAGAAGCCCACUCUAGAAUUUGUGGUGCCCACCAGUCUGGACCCAAACUCUAUUUUCGAAUAAAGAGGAUGGGAUAUUACUGGCCAACUAUGGUACAAGACUCCAUGGAUUAUGCAAGAAAAUGUGAAGCUUGCCAAAUCCAUGGAAAUUUCAUCUAUCAACCUCCGGAACCAUUACAUCCAACAAUAGCUUCAUGGUCGUUUGAUGCAUGGGGUCUUGAUGUAAUUGGACCUAUAACUCCAAAGUCUUCAGCAGAGCAUGCAUACAUCCUCGUGGGGACCGACUACUUCUCUAAGUGGGCCGAAGCCAUACCAUUAAAGGAAUUUGGAUUCAAACAGUACAACUCGUCCAUGUAUAAUGCGGCAGCUAAUGGAUUGGCAGAGGCAUUCAACAAAACACUAUGCAGUCUGCUGAAAAAGGUUGUCUCCAGAUCAAAAAGAGAUUGGCAUGAGAAAAUCGGUGAAAUCUUGUGGGCUUAUCGAACUACUUAUCGGACUCCACCACAAGCCACUCCUUAUGCCUUAGUAUAUAGGGUAGAAGCUGUCCUUCCCCUGGAGUGUCAAAUUCCGUCACUUCGAAUUGCUAUCCAGGAAGGUUUGAUAACUGAAGAAAAUGCCCGCCUUCGAUUGGAAAAGCUAGAAACUUUGGAUGAGAAGAGGUUAGAAGCACAAAUGCAUCUAGAGUGCUAUCAAGCUCGAAUGGCCAAGUCUUUCAACAAAAAGGUGCGACCAAGAUCAUUUCAAGUUGGAGAUCUGGUACUUUUCGUGCGUAGGCCAAUCAUAAUCAUAAGAAAAAUAGGGGGCAAGUUCCAACCUAAAUGGGAUGGUCCAUUUCUUGUUACUCAUGCAUUCACUAACGGAGCGUACAAGAUCGUCGAAAAAGAUGGAUUGCAAAUCGGACCUAUCAAUGGAAAAUUUUUAAAGCGUUUUUACGCCUGA
Messenger RNA from Olea europaea var. sylvestris, 2295 nucleotides. RefSeq lists its product as uncharacterized. Gene Ontology annotation, molecular function: nucleic acid binding; RNA-DNA hybrid ribonuclease activity. Bases 1 to 2295 code for a protein of 764 amino acids. The transcript is spliced from 2 exons. The record is from RefSeq and is a predicted model, not a curated record. Lineage: Eukaryota; Viridiplantae; Streptophyta; Magnoliopsida; Lamiales; Oleaceae.